Molecule: messenger RNA, 925 nt
Organism: Vigna radiata var. radiata (mung bean)
Lineage: Eukaryota; Viridiplantae; Streptophyta; Magnoliopsida; Fabales; Fabaceae
Product: organelle RRM domain-containing protein 6, chloroplastic
Exons: 4
Coding region: 43-303 (86 amino acids)
Biological process (GO): positive regulation of mRNA splicing, via spliceosome
Cellular component (GO): spliceosomal complex
Molecular function (GO): RNA binding
Source: RefSeq, a predicted model, not a curated record
GAAGAAGUAAGUAUAAAAUGGAGAUGUGUAGAACAAGGAUAAAUGUUGCAGAGAAUGGGGAGAAAACUCAUAGUCACGAGAUUAUCUUUUUACAUUACACAGGACAAGCUGCAGAAGUUGUUCGCUCCGUUCGGACAAGUUGCUAGUGUUAAUCUCGUGUUGGAUCCUAGAACUAAAAGACCCAAAGGGUAUGGGUUUGUCUCCUACAACACUGAAAUUGAAGCGGAAAAGGCUCUGAAAGCCAUGAAUGGCAGGAUUGUUGAUGGAAGGCUGCUUUUGGUUGAACCUGCCCGCGAUAAAUGAUCUGGGAAGACCCUGCCUCAUACUCGUCCAUGAACUAAUCUUUUCUGUUUUCACCGUACCUAGAGUAAAACUUGAUCAAUAAUCAAGGCUCCUCGUGUUUUUUUUUUUUUUUCUUUUUUUAUGUUCAUGGCUCCUCGGUUUUUUAUGCUUUGUCUUCAAACAAUGAACAAUAUUACAUCGUGCGAAACACUUAUAAAUCUCAAUAGUUUGACCCUUUAGUUAUUUUCAGGUAGGUACUAUUUUAAUAUAAAAUAGGUUUAUGAUGUAUGAAUAAUCCUAUAAAUAUAAUUAGCAUUUUUCAAGGGAUACUGAAUUCACAAUCCUAAAUAUACUUGCUUACUCAUUUGAUUUCAUUCUCUUAUUGAUUUCAGCGUUGAAGAGUCUUUGCAGUGUUUUGCAGGUAGAUUUCUCCUCUUGGGAACAAGAGAAAGUCGACAAAAAGCCCUGAGAAACGAUCGCCGCUUGGCCAAAGAUUCACAUUCAAUCCCCGUUAAGAUCUCUAAUUAAAAAAUAUAAAUAAACUCACUUGUAGUUUAGACAUUAACUUCAAAUUUUAAAUUUGAAAACAUUACAAGUUCUAUUCUGUUUAUUCUGAUAUAUUAAACAAUCCACUGUUUUUUUU